This is a messenger RNA of Theobroma umbraticum, 2400 nucleotides long. RefSeq names its product GTP-binding protein. NCBI's taxonomy places the organism in Eukaryota, Viridiplantae, Streptophyta, Magnoliopsida, Malvales, Malvaceae. The record is from RefSeq and is a predicted model, not a curated record. Gene Ontology annotation, molecular function: GTP binding.
CAUGUCUCCCCCUUUACCACCCCGUCCCUCCUUUCGCCUCAAUCCGAGCAUACUCGAACGUACAGGCACUACGGGGUGAUUCUUUGUCCAGGUCGGGCGCCGAGAGAGCCCACUUCUGGAAGGAUUUCGCAUCUAUCUCCACCAAAAGCUCUAAGCCUUUGUAUAUUCUCUCCCUCGCCGGCUCACCGCUACUCUGCUUUAGUGCUGCUUGUCUGCUUCCCUCUUUCCCACUCUUCAAAAUCUGCGUAUCACCAAUACAAAGCACUCUCUGCUUAGUGAUGACUUGCUGAAAUUUAAAAUAAGAAAAAGAAAAUCAUCGAGUGAUAUGUCUCAUUACCUUUGUGCCCAAAAGAGGCGGCAUUUGGUUUUCACUCAGCUGCGUAGGACCGCCACUUACAGGGGCACCACCAGUUCUGCUUACCCCAUCGUUUCAACUUUCGGAACAUUUGUUGAUGCUAUCCUUUUCAAGAGUUAUGGAAUUGCUCAUCUGCGUAACAGCUUUAGGAGUUCGAUUCAAGCCACUAUGAGAUUUUGCACGCUCUCUGUCUCCGGGGAUGACGCGUGUGCCAAGUUGGAGAAAUCGCAACUUCAUUCCAAGAAUACAAAAGAGGCUACUUUUGUCGCCAAAAAACAUAUUGAUUUCACCAAAAUUGACAUCAAUCUGCUUCCCACUGUCAUGAUCGUUGGUCGCCCCAAUGUAGGGAAGUCUGCCUUGUUUAACCGUUUGAUUAGGAGGAGAGAGGCCCUUGUGUACAACACACCUGAUGAUCAUGUCACUAGAGACAUAAGAGAAGGGCUUGCUAAAUUGGGGGAUCUUCGGUUUAGGGUGUUGGAUUCUGCUGGCUUGGAAACUGAAGCCUCUUCGGGAUCUAUUCUUAGUAGAACAGCUGGCAUGACUGCAAAUGUGCUAACUAGAUCUCAAUUUGCAAUUUUCCUAAUUGAUGUCAGAACUGGACUACAUCCCUUGGAUAAGGAGGUUGGAAAGUGGUUGCGCAGGCAUGCACCAGGAGUCAAUCCUAUAGUUGCGAUGAAUAAAUCUGAAUCACUUCAUUAUGAUACAGACUCUUUUGCUGAAGGUGCCAUGGAAGCCCAGAUAUUAGGAUUUGGUGAACCCAUUGCUAUAUCUGCUGAGACUGGGCUGGGUAUGGUGGCACUUUAUGAAGCUCUUCGGCCAAUGCUUGAGGAUUAUAUGGUCAGAGUUUUAGAUGACAACAGUAGCCAAGAUGAAAACUUCAAGCCAAGCAGUGACUGCUGUAAGGUUGAUGAGUCUAAGCUGCCACUACAAUUAGCUAUUGUAGGACGACCCAAUGUGGGGAAGUCUACGAUACUAAAUACAUUGUUACAAGAAGAUCGUGUUCUGGUUGGUCCUGAAGCUGGUUUGACUAGAGAUUCAGUGAGAGCACAGUUUCAAUAUCAAGGAAGAACUGUAUAUCUGGUUGAUACUGCUGGUUGGUUGCAAAGAGCUGAUCGGCAGAAAGGACCAGCUUCAUUGAGUGUUAUGCAAUCAAGAAAAAAUCUGAUGAGGGCUCAUGUAGUUGCUUUGGUUCUUGAUGCUGAAGAGAUUGCAAAAGCUAGGCGUAGCAUGACACAUGCAGAAGUAGUUAUAGCAAGACGAGCAGUGGAAGAAGGUCGUGGUCUGGUUGUAAUUGUGAACAAGAUGGAUCUUUUAAAGGGGAAAAGAAAUUCUACAUUAUAUAAAAAGGUUGUGGAAGCUGUUCCUCAAGAAAUUCAGAUGGUUAUGCCCCAGGUGACUGGUAUACCGGUUAUAUUCAUUUCAGCAAUUGAGGGCAGGGGACGUACAGCUGUUAUGCGCCAAGUUAUUGAUACAUAUGAUAAGUGGUGUUUAAGGUUGUCCACAGCUCGUCUUAACCGUUGGUUGCGUAAGGUUAUGAGCAGGCAUUCUUGGAAAGACCAGGGUGCUCAAACCAAGAUCAAGUACUUCACCCAGGUGAAAGCUAGGCCUCCUACUUUUGUUGCCUUUCUGAGUGGGAAGACCAUGCUCUCAGAUACAUAUGUGAAGUUUCUAACAAAGUCUUUGAAGGAAGACUUUGAUUUGGGCGGAAUUCCCAUUCGGAUCAUGCAGCGGUCUGUUCCUAGAGUAUCUGGAGGUAGUGGCAGUAAGAGUGGCCAAUCUAUCGGCAGAGGAGUUGGAAGGAUCCUGUCGGACAAGAGAAGUGUUGAUGCUUAAGCAUGGCAAGUUUAACUUGAACGGAGGGUCCUGCAGUUGAUAUUCGUUCAUUAUUUUUUGGCUUACAGUUUUUGUUAUCUUUUGGAAUAACUUUGUGCAUACAUAUAGUUGCAUAUGCGCAUGCAUGUGCUGUUAAAACAGGUCAACAAGUAAACGUGUAAUAUAUAACUUUAUUCAUUUUAUGUUAUAUGUUACAUAAUUUUUAUCUUUAA